UGGUUGUUGUUUGACCACCAUGUCAAGCAGAGCAGGUGGCCUGUAUGGCGGCAUCCAAUUCUCCACUGGCGCAACCUUCAGCCUUUCUUCGUCAUCUACAUCCGCUCCGCCUGCAGCACCAACACCUGCAUUCAAAGCAGAGAAAGUCGAAACUCCUGCAGCUCUAGAGGCUGUUUCAGCACCAGCAUCAAGUAAUACAAGCAACGAUGGAAUCAAGGCAGAGGAUGGAAGUAUUGGAGGAACAGAAUCUGGGUCUAUAGGAAAGCUUUCAGCCGGGUGGUCCGCUGCGCUUGCGUUUGCCCCCGUUCGUCGUGCGCCAGCAAAACCCAAGCCCGCUUUAACCCGCCUUCCCAUGGGUGCCAAGGCCCUACCCACUCCUGCAAUGGCUACAAUUUCCGCUGCCACGCAAGCUUCGGGCCUUUCCGCAACAGCCGUCGUCUUCGCUCCGCCAGAAUUGGUAACUACGGAUCAACAAGAAGAAGUCAAGGACGACGCCGCCCAGAAGGACUCCGCAUGGCGCAAAAAGGAAGGCUGGGGCAAGAAAGUCAAACCUCCAUCCAUGAUACUCGAUGAAGAUAUCAACGGCUUUAAGGCCCAGCACAAACGCAGGGCCGGCGGAGGGGGCGGUGGAAGGAAGGGGAGGAAGAAUAAGAAUGCCCCAGCUGUGGCGGUAUGGGAUCCGUUGGAACCUUACGACACCCUCAAGCCAAAUGACUACAACGAAUAUAAAAUAUGGAAGCAACGUGACCGCGUCGAGCGGGCGUCCGAACGUGCGGCUGAAAGGAAGCGUGCUCGCGAGGCUCUCGACAGAGGAAGUGAUCACACAGGUAGCGACAGUGAAGGCGAACCUCCCAAAAAGAGUGGGAGAUUUGACAACGGGUCUUUUGAUAAGUGGUCUCGUGCGGAUGACGAACGUCCUCGUGGACUCGGCGCCUCCAACACUCCCGCAAUUCAAAUGGAUCGCAAUAUGUCAGGGGAAGAGGCCUUUCAGCGACGGCUUGCAAUGUCUGCUGGUGCUGCUGUUCGAGUACCGUCACCGACCCCUGCCCCUGUUAACCAUAACCUGUCCGGUGAGGACGCCUAUCAGCGCCGCCUUGCCAUCUCUUCGGGAGGUAACCGUCCGCCCACGUUCUCUGCAUCCGCUUCGCCUCUCCGUCAACCGUCACCGGCCGCCGAUGAUGAGGGCAGCAUCCCCGGACUGUCAUCCAAUAUUCAGCCGUCUAUUCCUCAAAACCGUGAGGAAACAGGGGAAGAAGCAUAUCUACGUCGCCAAGCAAUGUCAUCUAAGCUGCGUCCUACAGCUUUGCCUUUUGAGCCAUCAGGCCAGCCACCUGCUCCUGUAACACAGCCGCCGCAACUAGUAACGCCUGUGCCUCCACCACGUUCUCCCCCUCCAUUGGCAUACAACCCCUUCGCACCGCCGGCGAAUAUUCCGCCGCCGCCACCUCCCCCAACAUCUCAAAUACCAACCACGUUUGAAGACAGGGUCAAGGCCGCUGCAAGUAUCGCAGCACGCCUUAGUGCGCUUGCCGCGACUGCAGGUGGGUCGGGCCCAGCAUCAAGUUUACCUGGUCCACCACCGCAAGAUGACGCUCAAACACGUCCUGAUCCGCAGGGUUUUGCAGCUCGUUUUAUGGCUAAGUUGGGGCACAAGGAAGGUCAAGGUCUGGGUGCCGACGGGAGCGGCAUUGUAAAUGCCCUCACAGUCGAGCAAGUCGCUGCACAAGGCAAAGGCAAGAAGAAGGGUCAAAAUCAACCGCAGGGCCAAGCCAAAGCCAAACCAGCUAUGGGUUCAAAGAUGGGUCGAAUCAUCAAUGACAAUGAGGACGCGAAGGGUCGUGAAGACCGUUUAAGGUUUGGAGAGUCCAGUCGUGUGGUAGUGCUAACCAAUAUGGUUGGACCGGAAGAUGUGGACGAUGGCGAUCUGAGAGAUGAAAUUGGUGAGGAGUGUUCGAAAAAUGGAACCGUCGAGCGAGUUAUUGUACAUCUGACCAACCCCCCGCCGGCGGAGCCAGAGGAAUCUGUCCGCAUAUUCGUAUUGUUUGCGGGCCCCUCUGGUGCGUGGAAGACCGUGAGGGAGUUGGAUGGCAGGUAUUUUGGAGGGAGGGCUGUGCGGGCAAGAUAUUUUUCGGAAGCUGCUUUCUCCCGGCAUGAUUUGGAUGUUCCAAUCGCGUGAUUUAGUUGCAUUUGUAUGGUUGGUCGAUUUUGGUUUAUUUAAAAGAUUCGAAGGUGCCCUGAUGAUAACACUGAUAAGUAUCCUGUACCACCGGAAUCAUG
This is a messenger RNA of Suillus clintonianus, 2277 nucleotides long. RefSeq lists its product as uncharacterized. The record is from RefSeq and is a predicted model, not a curated record. Gene Ontology annotation, molecular function: RNA binding. Gene Ontology annotation, biological process: mRNA cis splicing, via spliceosome. Bases 20 to 2176 code for a protein of 718 amino acids. Gene Ontology annotation, cellular component: precatalytic spliceosome. The transcript is spliced from 6 exons. NCBI's taxonomy places the organism in Eukaryota, Fungi, Basidiomycota, Agaricomycetes, Boletales, Suillaceae.